This is a messenger RNA of Nilaparvata lugens (brown planthopper), 5760 nucleotides long. It is a transcript of the gene drn, whose product is annotated as AN1-type zinc finger protein 6. Bases 1021 to 1653 code for a protein of 210 amino acids. The record is from RefSeq and is a predicted model, not a curated record. The transcript is spliced from 5 exons. Lineage: Eukaryota; Metazoa; Arthropoda; Insecta; Hemiptera; Delphacidae. Gene Ontology annotation, molecular function: zinc ion binding; DNA binding.
UCACGUGACGCAGUCGUGAGUUUAGUAGUGAGCAAACUGGUGUGUGGGAAUGCCUUGUCACCAUUGAAGGAUUGUGAAUUAUUUUCUGUUUUCUUUAGGAUAAUUUAUUGCCAGUAAGUUAUUUUAAAACAAUAAAGUAUUUCAAUCUCCAAAUAACUAUAAUCUAACUUUGCGGAUGUGUGUGAAUGUCUAAGCAUACGUGUUCUAAUGCUCCAUUGAUCGUAUCUAAUCACAGGGUUUGUGGCCGCCAUUUUGUAGAAUUUGUGCUUGGAUUUUUUGCUAUUUAAUUCUCGUCAAGUCCAUUUAACUCCUAUCACAAUUUGAUUUUAGACUUUGAAGUGAAAUAGUUUUUAAGAAAACGUUUUAUUUAUUAUUCGGUAAUAGUGGUUUUGUGUGUGAGUGUUUUCGUGGAAAUUAGUUCGUCACCAGUACGUUACGUAUUGGGAGUACAAAGAUGGCAUUUCUAUGACAGUGGCUGUCUAAAGAUGCAGUGGUCAUCAUCUCCUUCACAACCUGUUCAGAGCAACGGAUCUUUUCUUCAUUUCUAGCCCUCCAUGCUAUGGUGAUCCAGUGGUCCUGACGCAGUGAGAGUACACAUACGCAUCACUGAAGCUAAUUGGCAGCAACAUAGAAAACACACCACGUGUCCAAACCAAACGUGAGGCUCUCAACACAUUGAAGUGCUACACAAUUUGGUUGUUUCGAUUUGUGAGAAAACUACCCAAGUGAUCCAAAUAAGUUAUAAUUAAGACAAGGCAUUACUCCCACACACCUGAUAAGAAGCAAAAUAGAUUCCACCGAACGUUACAAAUUGGUUGUCAACGAUAGUGAGUGCAAAAUUGAAUUUAUGUAAACUCAGAUAACGGAAUUUUUGUCAACGAAACAGUUGUUGUGUUUUGAAGACUUAUAUGAGAUAGAGGAAUUUUGGUUGUCAAAUUUUAAAGUAGGAAGUGUUUUGGAAGGCUACAAACCUUCAAAUCCGCUUUUUUAUUGUGAGAAAUUGAUUUGAAAAAUUCGAAAAUGGAGCGGGAAUCGAACUCUAUGCAAGCGCAUUGCCGGUCGGGUUGUGGCUUCUACGGUAACCCUGCCACCGACGGCCUCUGUUCGCUGUGCUACAAGGAGGCACUGAAGAAGAAGAACCAGCCGCCCAACGCAGGCCCCACGGGGGGACCAACCAGCUUCCAUUCGGCCCCUGCGCCUGCCCCCCAGGCACCCGCCUUCGCCUCAUCAGUGACCCUCCAGCCGUCAUCACCCUCCAGCCUCAUGGACACCGCCAUUCCCACCAUACCUGUCAUCUCGUCGCCACCCUCCGACCACAGCAAAGACUCAGAGCAGAGCGGAGCAGUGGGGGGAGGUGCGGUAGCGGGAGCAGCGACGGCGAGCAGUAGUGGCGCGGAGAGUGGGGGGGACCUGGACGACAGCCAUGACGGCAAGGACGACAAAGACGCCAAAACUAAAAAAAAGAAUCGAUGCGCCCUUUGCCGCAAGAAGGUCGGCCUUACAGGUUUCGAGUGCAGAUGUGGUGGCCUGUACUGCGCAGUGCAUCGAUACUCGGACAAGCACGACUGUUCGUUCGACUACCGCGAGCUCGGCGCACAGGAGAUCCGACGCAACAAUCCCGUCGUCGUCGGCGAAAAGAUCCAGAAGAUCUAAUCAGUGCUCCUGCUCCAAUCAGUGCAGUGCAGUGCAGUGCUCCGUGUCUGUAUAAGCGAACUCUACAGCCGCAGCCCACUCCUAUAUCUAUAUAUAUGCGCAUAGAAACACGAAAAAACUGAAUACCAUUACCUAUAUUAUACAUAUAUAUAUUAGCUCGAAUUUUGUUUUUUUCUAAUUAUUAUAUCAUUUAUUUACUACGCAGAAUUAUUAUUGUGUUUGACAAUAGGUGAUUUCUGGGUGCGUUGGAGAUUUUUGAAGUAACUGCUGUGGUAAACUAGCGGACAUGAAAUGAAAUUUCCAUAGUUUUGACUUGUGUGCAAGUAUGAGGGGUUUGUAUGAGAUAGGCCGGCCGACUUAUGAGGAGUUUUUUUUUUUAAUCCUCUUGAGUCAAGUAUGAGGCAUUUGUGUGAGAUAAUGGUUGAACUACAGUUCAUAUUAUAUUACUUGUGAUUAUAAGAUCUUGAAAAAAGUCCUCAUUAGUUUUUAUUUGAGUUGCCAAUUUCGCUCAUGUUUUUAAGAUGUGUGAGGAAAAGUUUGCACAGAAAUUUAUUAGUGUGAUCAUACUCGCAUUCAUACAAAUCCUCAUACUUCUACACAGUCUAAACGCACCUUUCAAGUGUUUAGUGAAGAAAAUUAGUCUCGAAUAAACUAGCGAUGUGUAGUUUAUUCAUGAAAUGUUGUGUCCAAGCUAUCAGAAGAGGAAAGUUAUCAUUUUUCAAUUAUUGGAGAAGAAAUUUUUAUAAAGCUACGUUUUUAAAAAACACGAAACAUUCUAGUUUUCUUCAUUAAAUUCUAUUGUUUACCAGCAUAAAACUAGCAAUUUUUUGUAAAUACUGUAUAAUUAUCUGUUGCUUUUGACGAUGUGUUAUAAACUCAUAACCUGCUGCCUACAGUCUAAUCUAUAAAAGUCAACUGGAAUUCAAAAUUCUCAGAUGACAAAAUCGGUAAAGAAAAGUAGAAAACUUCAACGUCACUCUAGAAAUACCUUAGGAAAUAUUAAUAUAUUUUGAAUUGAUUGAUUGGGUUUUUUAUAAUUAUUAGUUGUUGAACUAUUAUCGAUGGUGUGUGUAAAUUCAUUAGUCAAUCUUGUAGACACGGCAUUACGUGAAGUAGUAGUAACAUCACGGUGAUUUCAAAAAUAGAAAACUCACAAGAAUAUUGUGGUAGGUUCAUCCGGAUUAUGGUUUUUAAAAAGUUGUCAAAAAAUGUUUCACUUUUCUAAGUUCUUUUCUUGUCGUUUUGAGAUAUUAUUGCUUUCUGCACACGGUUGAUCGCGUAUAUUAUUUUAAUUACUAACUAUAGAGUUGAUGAAUUUGUUUUUUGUUUCCAGUUUGUUCUUCAUUCUUGUCCACAAUAUGAUUCUAAGUACCUUUUUCGAUUGUAUUUAUUUAUUCCUCAUGUUAUCGGGUAAUUCGUUGAGUAUGGAUACAGUAAAUGGUUGAUUUCCUUCAUAAGUGGAUAAAUACUAGCGAAAAUGCGUGUUACUUGAGAUUAAUGAAUGAUUGAUUGAAUGAGUGUGUGUGGGUUUUACCUGCUUGUAGGCCCUCAUUGUACGUUCAUGCAGGUGUGUGAGUGUGUAUAUGUGUUCCGGUGUGGUUGUAUAGAUGUGUAUAAAUUAUAAAAUAAUAAAUAUAUGGUUAGACAAAUUUACUACAAACAGCUGUCAGCUAAUUAUUACUAUUAUAGAAUUCGUCCCUGAGAUUAGUGCAGUGUUUGUUGUGCUUUUUAAGGACAUGUUUUUGAGUGUGUAAUUGUAUGUGUGUUAGUUGGAGUGUCGUUUUUCUAGUAGAACGGCGUCUCUAGCCUAAACAACGGCGAAAAGAAAUUAUUGAAUGGAAAAGUGCAAAUUUAAAAAGUGAAUGAUAAAUUCAACGGGCAGAGUUUUGUUUAUUCGCUGCGAAUUUUUGUCAGGCUUUUGAACUUUUUUUUUAAAUACAAGCCGACUCUAUUCCAAACCGAAUAAACGAGAUAUCGAUCAUGCUACUGUCGAACAUAGAACACAAUCGAUUGUCGAUAGUUUGAGUCUUCUCGCUCUGCUCAAUGAAGAGGUGUACCGUAACAGUCAUCGACGCGAAGGACGAAACUAUAUAUAUUAAUAAUGAAUGAUUCUACUACAACAAGAACACUAUUUUCAUAUUACGUUUGUGAAUUGCCUCGACGGUAAAAAAUAAUGGAUAUUAUUAUAUUUAUGUAUAUGAAUAAAAUUGUAAUGAUUAUUAAAUAAUACUGUACUCUUAUUAUGAUUAUUAUUAUUAGUUAUUCUAAAUGUAAAAAAAUAUAAUAACAGUCUCGUGUAUAAUCUUUCUCGGUGUGUUUUUAAUUUUUUUGGCGAAUUUUCUCUUUGUCAAAUAAUGGAAGAACACGGUAGAAGAAAUAUAUAAAUAUAUAAUAUUGUACUAAAACAAAGAUACUACAACGGAUGAGUUUGAAUUGCAUGGUUUGCUGCAAAUAUCGUUUUAAUAUAAAAUAUUGUUCUAGUAGACUGCAAUUAAAAAUGAAAUUCAUGAUAUCUUAAACUGUAUCUAUCGUUUAAUAAAUUUCUUCUGUUCAUUAUUUUAAUUAUUCUAUUAUCAGUAAGAGUUAGAUUAAGGAGAUAUGUUAAAUAUAUACGCUGUAUGCGAUCUGUUGAUUGGUUUGAGUGUUGAAAGAUAUUAUUGAAAUCGAUAAGAAAGAAAUUUAGGAAAUUAGUUUCAGUUGAUUUUUAUGAUAAGUUGAUGACAUGAAUAAUUAAUCAUUUUUGUCUUCACGUGUUACCAGAUCAGUUGUUUUAAUGUUUGUUUCUUUUUAUUUUCAAAUGUUAUUGUUUAAAAUCAUUCAAUUUUGCCUUUACACGCCACUGAUUCUGUCCUUUUUCCACUAGUGGAUAUCAUCCACCAUCCACCAACUUCUCUUCUUGCUCUAACUGUACAUAAUGCAAAAAACAAUAUAUCAGAUAAAAUUCGUCUGUUCAAACUCCAAGACUCUUCCACUCUUCCUUCGAUUUUAAAAUAAAAUAUUGUAUAAAAUUUCCGUUGAAGAAUAAGUUUUUAAUUUCACAGUGUAAUAAAAUAAUUCAACUAAUUUUAUCUUGAAUAGGGAUGUAAAAUAGAGAUAUUAACUAAGAAGUUUUUAAUUAUCGUUUUACUUUGACGUUCAUCUCUUUAUUUAUUCUUCUUGUACAGUAAUCUUUUCUGUGACAAUUAAAUAUCAAUUUCAUUAAGUGACCAAUGAUUCAGCUAAUCAUUUUACCAUUCCAAUACAAAUUAUAGUUGAACAAGAGUAAAUUAAUGAGGGAACAAACACUUCAUAAAAAUUGGGUUCACGAAUAAACUUGCUGUUCCAAUUUCAAAUUAUUACGAUUUUGUUUGUUUGUUUUUUUUUAAUUUCUGCACAGGAAAAAUGAGCCAAAUUAAUUAUUGCACUGCUCCUAAUACCCAACCAUUUAAAUUAGCUUUCCAGUUCACUUGACUAAUAAUUAUUAUCGUUCUUUAGAAUUCAGCAAUUAUUGAACAAUUUUAAGCAGUAAAAAACUCCAGCUAUAAAAUUAUCAAUAUGUCUGUAUAAAGUAUAUCUACCCAUAAAUAUUCUUUAUUAUUGUAAUGAUAUUGAUGAUUAUUAUAAUGAUAAUAGUCCUGCAAAAUAAUAAUUAUAUUUAUAUUCACAUUUAUCUGAUCGUUUGAUUUUAACCUACCUCGUUUUAGAAUUUAAUUGCUUCUAACUCUAAAUGUAGGAGGUUAAUGCAUAAUAUUAGUACAAAUGAGAGUUCAUACUUCAAUUAUUAUCAUAGGUAAUAUAUGUUUCUCCUGAUGAUAAUUUGCGUAUAUUUCAGCUACAGUUAUUUGAAAACCAACAAAUGAUUUCAAUUGAUUGUUUGCUUGUUAGAUAUACAAGUUUCAAUAAAUAUAUAUCCUUACCUGUGCAAAAUCAACAAAAAAAUGUUUUAAUUUAGGAAUAAACCGCCAGUCAUCACACAGUUUUGCCGUCUGUAUAAAUAUGUAUGUUUAUUUUAAUUAGUGAAAUAUUAAUAAAACAGUUUGAGUAGGAUGGAAAUUUAUGAAUGUAUCGAAAUUUUUAGUUUAUAUAAUAUAAUGUAAAAAUAUUGUCGAUAAAAAGAUGUGAAAUUUU